AUGACCGCAUCUGCGAGCAAAACGCAUACUGGGUCUAGCAGACGGUACACUGACGUGACUGGUACCUUCGAAGAUGAGCGCGUUCAAUUGUCUCCGUCGGCCGGAGUCGGCGCCCGGUCGGCGUUCAGCAGUGCUAAUGUCCCUUCCGCUAAGCGAAGGCGUGUCGAUGACCCUCCAGCAUACAUCUCGCCCUCAGCAAGAUUUCAGGAGCGUACCCAACCAGUGGCCCUGACCGCGAGCCAGCCAGUGCCCGUGAAUGCACAUUCGUUCCGGCCAACGCGGCCGACGCAGUCGAUCCAGCCAGUACAGCCAACGCAGCCAACGCAGCCAGCACAGCCAGCACAGCCAACCCAGCCGGAUGUUAGCUCUGGCAGACAUGGCGAUGUCUAUACCCCUGCUGAAGAUGCUCUUCUCGUCAAGUUGAAGGAGGUGGAAGGACACCACUGGAAUACCAUCUUCUCACGUUUUCCUAAUCGCACCCCCGGCUCAGUUCAGGUGCGGUACUCUGCGAUUAAGAAGCGGAGAGCCGCCGAGAUUGCGAAACCUUCUUCAGCAAGGUCCAAAUCUACAACACAGCCGCAUGCAGCCACUCCUGUGCUCGAAGAUAGUGAUGGUGUCGGCCGUCAACGCCAACGCAGAAGACGCAACAACGAGGCCUCGGUCCUUUCCGGAUUCAUCUCCUGGGCUGAUUUGAAAAACGGGCGUCUCGCUGAUGUUGAUGAGCCCUCCUCCACAGAACGAAGCUCGCCGGAAAGAGACUACGCGCAAUUCGUUGGGGAAUGUCUACACCCGAAAUCACUCGGCCGCCUCCUACGGCAACGCGAGCUAGGCAACGGUUUGCAGGCCAGAUCCAUACCGAACGAGCUAAAGGAACACGCUCUCAAAACUGUCGGCCCCAGGAAGUACUACAAAGGCACAUCUGGAGAUGUCGUGUGUGUUGCCUGGGCCUCGGACGGCAAUCGAUUCGCUGCCGGUUCGAUCGCACUCACGGAUGAAAGAAGCAUGCAGUACAACCAGUCCUGCAAUCUGCUAGUCGGCGACUGCGAGCGGAGCCUACUACAGGAACUUCCCGACCAUCACAUCCCUCGCCCUAAGCUUGACCCAGGCUCUAGCAAUGUCAAUGCGUUACACUCAAUGCGCGAAACGCAGGACCCUCGGCUUUUCAUGACCAUUGCUAGUGUGCAGUUCUCGCCGGAUGAUCAGACGCUCUACUCAGCUGGCAGCGAUGCUAAGGUCAGAGCGUACUCCGUCGGUCCUGGGCGCGCUUCUCUGCAGUACGAACUUGAGCAUUCCGCUCCCCUUGAUCUCAUCUCUGUCAGCAAUUCGAACGUUCUUGCCACCGCCUGUCACCAAGCGGCCGAUGGCAGUAUCGCUAUAUUCAACGGACCCGAGCGUGUACAAUCGCUCUCCCCUAGCCGGAUGGGGCCUCAGACCGAUACUGCUAUCUAUCCGUCGGCAUUGCGGUGGGGAACAGCUGCCCACCACAGCCAUUACCUUCUUGCGGGCUUCUCUAUCGACAGCUUAGACGCGGAGCGCACUGAUGCGGGCGAAAUCCUGCUGUGGGAUGCCCGCGCCGAAGAUCGUCUCAAAGUCAGCGGCGACACUCGCAAUGUUUUUGACAUAGCGUGGAACCCGAACCCCAGCCCUGCAUCGUCAGUCUUCGCUGUCGCUAGCACACGUGGCAGCGAAAAGGUCAGUCGAGGCACGCGAAGCGUUGUAUGCUGCUACACGGGCCAGGGUAAUAGCGCUGCCAAAGGCAUUGCAUAUGAAUGUCCAGCUUCCGACAUCAAUGAUGUGAUUUACUGUCAACACGACCAGAACCUGAUCGCAGCCGGCGCAACGGACGGCAAGGUAUACGUUUGGGACCAGCGCUUUGCUAGACGAGAUUGUAAGCCGCUUCAUAUACUGGAGCACGGCGCUACACUGAAUGUCCUCGAUCACGACCGUGAGCGGGAGUUGGCUGAUACUGGUGUGCGCUUCAUCUCGUGGGGAGCUACGGGCUCUCGUCUAUACACUGGCUCCUCCGAUGGCGUCGUCAAAGUCUGGAAUCCCUACAGAUCUACCGACGGGGCCCACAUCAAGGAUGUGGCCACCUUCACUUCCGCAGUCAUGUCAGGUGCAUUCAGCCCGGACUAUCGCGAUCUCCUCAUCGGAGAAGACCAAGGCCGCAUCAAUUGGUUAAGCGUUGGCUACGAUGACAGGCCAGUCCGGUCUAUGCCACGAUUUGAACUGGAGUCAGCGCCGUCACCGGUGGUCCUCAACGAGCGGGAUCCCCCUUUUGUGGCCGCUCGUGAAUUACUACACUCCUCACAGAUCGCGCUGAAGCCUAUGGGAGAUUUGCCUAAACGCCAGGCCGUUCAAGGACCUCGAUACCAAGGCCCGUUCCUCGCGGCAUCCGCCUCCGAACUUCAGGAGGCGCAACAGCAGUACUAUGAUGCUUUGUACCGCCAACAAGAAGCUCACUCCACCGCCUCGAUGAUUGAACCCAACCCUAACGACAACGACGACAACGAUGAUAAUGAGCAACGAGUCCAGCAAGCCAAAAAACACUUCCAGGAAGCCGAAGCCAAACUCAGCCUGGUGUGGGGAGGCAUCGACGACGCAGCCACCCUACUCCCCCAAGCAGAAGCAAACCAACUCGCCCUUCAGUGCCGAGCCCGCAAUUGCCUCACGUUCGACGCCGCCGACGAAUCCUGCAAACUCGACUGCAACUACCUCCCCGCAAGCAUAGACGUAGUCCCCGACUCCCAGCGCUCCGAAUCGCGCAUCCCCGCCGCCCUGCGAGCCAUUGCACCGCCCCUACCUGACGAAACGACCGACUUGCCGCACGAAGACCUCGUCGAAGCAGGCUACACGCACAAAUGCAUGUCAUAUUCGCGCUCUGUGAGCGAUGCACUCGGAGGAAGCAUGGGUUGA
Neohortaea acidophila is the source of this 2916-nucleotide messenger RNA. RefSeq names its product WD40-repeat-containing domain protein. Bases 1 to 2916 code for a protein of 971 amino acids. Gene Ontology annotation, molecular function: protein binding. The record is from RefSeq and is a predicted model, not a curated record. Gene Ontology annotation, biological process: TOR signaling; regulation of actin cytoskeleton organization. NCBI's taxonomy places the organism in Eukaryota, Fungi, Ascomycota, Dothideomycetes, Mycosphaerellales, Teratosphaeriaceae. Gene Ontology annotation, cellular component: TORC2 complex; TORC1 complex. The transcript is spliced from 2 exons.